UCCAAUUGGAAGGAAAACGCCCUUUCCUGUAGUUUGGUCUGUUCUCAGAUUCUGAUUUGCUCACUGAAACAAUUGUUUUCUUCUUUGUGUGUGAGUGAUGGAGUCUUUGAAGACGGGUUCAUGUCUGGUUGCAAACGGAGCUAAACUAGCGCCAGGUUUUAGGUUUCAUCCGACCGACGAGGAACUGGUUGUGUAUUAUCUCAAGAGAAAGAUUCGUCGGAAAAAAAUGAGAGUCGAUGCAAUCGGCGAGACUGAUGUCUACAAGUUUGAUCCCGAGGAGCUUCCCGAAAAAGCGUUAUAUAAGACUAGGGACCGUCAAUGGUUCUUCUUCAGCCUGAGGGAUAGGAAACAUGGAGGUAGGUCAAGCAGAGCGACUGGCCGUGGAUACUGGAAAGCAACAGGGAAAGACAGAGUCAUCAAGUGCAGUUCACGCCCCGUUGGAGAGAAGAAGACGCUUGUUUUCCACAGAGGCAGGGCACCUAAUGGCGAGAGGACUAACUGGGUCAUGCACGAGUACACCUUGCACGAAGAGGAGCUCAAGAGGUGCGGAGAUGUGAAGGAAAGUUUCGUCCUUUACAAGAUUUAUAAGAAGAGCGGGUCUGGUCCUAAGAACGGUGAGCAGUAUGGAGCUCCUUUUAUAGAAGAAGAAUGGGCAGAUGAUGAUGAUGAUGUUGUUGAUCAGCUCAUUGCUUCAGCUGGUAUUGGCAAUAGCGCAUUGGCGAACGGGCUUAACCAAACUGAAUUGGAUGAUAACGAUAUCGAAGAGCUGAUGAGACAGAUCAGAGAGGAGCCUGGACAUGUCAGAUUGUCAACAGUGCAGCAGAAUAAUCUGUCCAGAGUGAACUCUAGCGUGGAAACGUAUAAUCAGGUGAACCAGGCAAGAGAUGCGUAUUUGGAGAUCGACGAUCUUUUGCUCUCUGAACCUGAACCAAGUUAUGCGGACAACUGGGGCCAGGAUGAGUCCGGUGUCCUGAAUGAUAAUGAUUUCUUUGAUGUCGAUUCAUAUUUCCGUGAUUUGGACGCCACAGGUCCUCAUCUAGAGCCUGUCAGUGUUGGUUUGGGAAAUGGUUUUGAACAUAGUCUUGAGGUGAAUACUUCUUCGGUGACUGACCAGGCCAAUAAUAACCAGUUCCAGCAGCAGACGGGGAAGAACCAAGGUAGCAACUGGCCACUUCGUAACAGCUAUACCAGAAAGAUAAGCAGUGGAUCGUGGAUGCAUGAGCUAAACAGUGAUGGACUUACCGCUUCCCGGUUUGGUGAGGCGCCUGGUACAGGUGAUGCAUUUGAAUUCAUAGACCCUCUAACUUCUGGUGUAAGUAUUACUAAGGAGGUAGAAGCGACAAAAGGCGAGUCGAGUCAGUUUGCUUCUAGUAUAUGGUCUUUCCUGGACUCGAUUCCUGCAAAACCAGCGUUUGCUUCAGAGAAUCCAUUUGUUAACCUGAACUUAGUCAGAAUGUCAAGCCGUGGUGGUCGUUACAGGCUUGCUUCUAAAAGCACAGGUAACAACAAUGUUGAAAACGAUUCAGCAGCGAAGAGGAAGAAGUGUCGAGGAAACAACCACCACAAGGGUUUCUUCUGCUUAUCGAUCAUUGGAGCUCUUUGUGCUUUGUUUUGGAUGAUCAUAGGAAUAAUAGGAGUUUCAGGGAGGUCUUUGUUGUGGUGAGAAAACCCAAAAGGUCCAAGACUUUGGACGUUAAGAGAAAGAAAGGCUCGUUUUGUGUGAGCCGUUACAGCGUUACUGAGUAAAAUUUCUGUAAUUAUUUUCUUAGCUUUAGUUAGAUUCAUAACCUAUGUAGUAUCUGGUUAUUCAUAACCUAUGUAGUAUCUGGUUUUGUUUUUUGCAAAUCUUCCACCAUUCUGCAGAACGAAGCUUUAAUUAUUGGUUCCAGAUCACAUUUUU
Molecule: messenger RNA, 1900 nt
Organism: Eutrema salsugineum
Lineage: Eukaryota; Viridiplantae; Streptophyta; Magnoliopsida; Brassicales; Brassicaceae
Product: NAC domain-containing protein 13
Exons: 3
Coding region: 98-1663 (521 amino acids)
Biological process (GO): regulation of DNA-templated transcription
Molecular function (GO): DNA binding
Source: RefSeq, a predicted model, not a curated record